AGCGCAUCUUAUAGGCAUCUCUUGCCCAGUAACGACGCUAUAAUCCACUUCCUUACGGGAACAAAAAUGAGGACCGCAGCCAACAAUGCGAGGCGCCUUGUUGCUGCCGCGCAGUUCUCCCCGCGUUGCGCAGUCAGCGAGUCGAACGUGGAGAUCCCGAACGUCUUCAUUGCUUCUGGAGGCCUGCAGGCCGCGCAGAUGAGGGAGUUUUCUUCCCCGAUGUUUAGGCCCCGCCCUUUCUCUGGGCCGUCAUGGCAGCACGAGGCGGCGCGACAAGCUACUGCUAACCUCACCAGCACAACUUCAAGCCUUGCUGCCGCGGCAGCCUGGCAAGCCAGCGUCGUCAACGCUGAGUCGUCGCAGGUCGAGGAUUGGCUCGCUGCGCUCCACCAGAUUGACUCCGAAGCUCGAGGCCUUUGCUCUGGUCUCCUUUCGCGCAAUCCAACUCUCCUGUGGAAGGAUCCCACGCGCACCGCUGGCGUGGUACAGGCUAUCGUAGAUGCCAUUCGCCAGAAGCACCUGCUGCGCCCUUACUUCAUGCAGGACGCUCACGUGCUUGCGCUUGCUGACAGGUACACGCCAGAGGGCUUACGCGCACGGCUGUCCGAGCUCCACCGCCUCGUUUGGCAGAAGCUCGAUGACGCCGACGUCACCAGCCUCUUCGCUUCACGCACAUCCCUGGACAUGCUCGACCUGGACGCCAAGGCUCUGGCUCUCAAGGCCCAGGCCCUCCGCGCUCUCGUCCCCGAGUUCCUGCCUUCCACGAUUCUGCGCAGCUGCCCAGAGCUGCUGGAUGUGCAGGUGGACGACCUCCCCAGCCAUGUGCGCCGGGCCGGUGACACAGUCAUCCUGGGUGCCAACGUCCAUGUCCAGCUCAGCAACAACAUGGUCACUGUUCGCACCAAGGUGCUGCCCAAACCCUCUCCUACCGCCCAGACGACCAGCUCUGCAGCCUCCACGGUAGGCACUGCCAUCGCCGGCCGUCUGCUGCGCACCGCUCGCUGCGGGGCGCAGCAGCUGCUUAAGGAACACGACAACGCUGUCGGCACCACGCGCGAAGUGGUACGGGAGUUUUCCAACGGGAGGCAGCUCAUCUACGCGGCCGGUGAGCAAGUCGAGAUCCGGUUUGACGACCCAGAUAAGGCCCAGGAGGCUACCGGCGCCUCCUGCAGGAUGACUGCACCGCAAAGCCUGGCUACAGCUGCAAAGGCCACCGCAGGUUACGCAUAAACGCCUAUUAGGAUGUGGGCGCUUAGUUGCAUAUAUACAGGAUGCAACGCGCUUCUGCAUCAAGUUUUGCUAUUAUUUCUAGCUGCUUUUCCGCUGCAGUAUGGCUGCAUGCAACAUCUGGUUAGUCUUGGUUGCUGCUGGCGAUUCGCAGGCCUAUGACCCUGGCCGUUUGAGGUUACUAGGGCAUGUUUGAUUGCAAUGCUCAUCUUGCUCGGAGCAGACUCCCCGACUGCUUCGAACCGGUAUCUACCUAACUUGCGCAUGUGUAUGCGUUGCUUCCUAAAUUGUGGUCUGGCGCAACGAGUGGCUUUCAACCAGCAGGUUUGAAGUCCUAUAGUACAACGCUCCAUGCACAAAUGGGGCCAUGAGGGCCCUGAAAUAUGAGCGUGUAGGGAUUGGGAAGGAUGUACGAGGGAAACCAGCGCGGCGUUAUGAGAGCGGCUAGCCCCCUCGCCUUGUGGCUGCAUGCACACGACUUUUAUCGUAUGCCAUAACUCGCUGGCAUGCUUUCCUAGUGAGCUUCCUUUGUUGCUGUUGGAAAAUACACUGGCUUCUGUGAGGUCGGCACAUAGACAUGCUGAGUUCUGAAGUGCAGUGCCUGGCACCAACCCAGGCGCCUUGGUCUGUGCUCGCAGUCAUAGCUUCUGUCCGCGGCUUCAUGUGUAGUGCGGUGGUGCUACAUAACAUACAUAUUAGCGCGCGAGUUGGUGUGUCUGGCUGUUGCCUGUUGCAGUUCCGCGCUGGCUUUGAUGUUUACGAAAUUGAGCUCCAGUUGGCCCCAAGUUGUAUAAAUUCGGUUGGAACCCUCGGUUUGGUGAAGCUUGUAUUUCUUUCCGUUCGGCUCGUACAUUCGAGGUAACGUGUACCCUGAACUGUAGUUACCUUGAGAGCCGCUCUUCACCAACACCCUAGCAUGAUGCGUUCAGCUUGUAUUCGGUUGUACAAUAAUGUGGUCGGUCGCUUCGUAAUUGUAGCUGGGAUGAAGGUGGAGAUGUAGCUGGAUUAGUACGGGCUGUUCUUGCGUUAGGAUGUACCUGAGCACGCACAACGUGUUGAUAUGCGCGAGACCGGUUGUCAUUAUGUUGUGUGUUGCCACUCUUCUUUCCAAUGGUUCGUACCAAGAAUCGACAAUAUAAUGGUUCUCUUAAAGCAAUGUUGCCACGGUGUUCCCGACGGAGCCGUUGUAGUACCCAAUGUACAUCUUUGUACAGCUUAAGAUGUUUCUUUGCUAAUGCUUCGAAUAUUAUGACGUUUUUGCGGCUGCCUAGCUUCAUCAAAACGUGUUGCCCACGGUUGUUUGGUUGCGCUGAAAGGUAAACCAUGUAAUAAAUU
Molecule: messenger RNA, 2562 nt
Organism: Astrephomene gubernaculifera
Lineage: Eukaryota; Viridiplantae; Chlorophyta; Chlorophyceae; Chlamydomonadales; Astrephomenaceae
Source: the annotation of a GenBank genome assembly